AUCAUCAUCAUCAUCAUCAUCAUCCUCACUGUAACAGCUUUACGAGCACAUUUCACUCACUGGAAACCUGUGUCAUUCCCAGCGAGGAUCGUAAAGCUGAAAGUCUGUGGGAAGUUUGUUGAGCACUGUAGUCUCGUUUUGGAUUUAUUUGGGUCUGCGAGCUCGUGUUGGAGACUCUGUGAACUUCAUCAAAGCGCGUCACGAUGUGUCGCCAGAGUUUGCUGUGGCUUCUCGGUGUGCUGGGCUUCUGCGCUCGGGCGCUCGGGGCUCGGGAAUGCGUACCGUGCGGUUCGGCCCGGGUUCUGGCCCGUGACCCGUGCGGCUGCUGCGAGCGGUGCUCUCGGCUGGAGCUGGAGCUGUGCGGCGGGCCGGACUGGACUCUGGGCUACUGCGGAUCCGGCCUCACCUGCGCGGCGCUCAACGGAACCGGACCGGCGCGCAUACCUGAGACGGGUGUCUGCAGAGCGGUACCCGACGCGACGGAUGCAGACGAGCGCUGCCCGCUGGUGAGCGGCUGUGAGAGCGUGGAUGGAGAGUGUGUGUGUGAAUCCAAACACUCCUGCAUCCAGACCUACAGCUUUCCCGACAGAGACGCAUGCGUGCAUGCUGGGAAAACAGGUUCUCUCCGUCACAGACACAGGUUUGUGGGUCCCGUGAACCCGGCGUGUGUGUUUUCUGGCUGCAAUCUGACGGCCGACGGCUGUGUUUGUUCGUCUCAGAGCUGCGACGAUCACUUCACGUACGCCAACCACAGUCAGUGCCAGCGAGCCGCAGGUUCUCUCCGUCACAGACACAGGUUUGUGGGUCCCGUGAACCCGGCGUGUGUGUUUUCUGGCUGCAAUCUGACGGCCGACGGCUGUGUUUGUUCGUCUCAGAGCUGCGACGAUCACUUCACGUACGCCAACCGCAGUCAGUGCCAGCGAGCCGCAGAUGUGGAGCUGCUUUCGGUGGAGAGCACUAAAGCGAGCUGCUGGGUGAAUCACAGACUGCGGGCGCACGAGGAGCAGUGGAAGGAUGACGACUGCACCUUCUGUCAGUGUGUAGACGGAGAGCCACACUGCACCGCCAUGGCCUGCAAACAGAGCUGCCAGAACCCUGUUAAGAUCCCUGGAGAGUGCUGCCCCUUCUGUGAGGAGCCGUCAUAUGAGACGGUGAGCCCGCUGCUCUGCCCACCGUUGGAAAACUGCUCUCUCUCUGGGCAUGACUGCCCAUUCGGCUUCCAGCAAGACCCUAGCGGCUGUCUGCUGUGCCAGUGUGUCAGCAAUGAAACCUGUCCUGACGUGUCCACGUACUGCUCUCUGGAGUGUCCCCUGGGUUAUGAGAAAGACAACUAUGGUUGUGAAGUGUGUGAAUGUAGUGUAUCUGCACCAAAAUGCCGCCCCAUGACCUGCAGCAAGACGUGCCCUUAUGGAUACAUGAGGAACAAGCACGGCUGUGAGAUGUGCCGCUGCAUCCGCUGUCCGCCGUUCACCUGCGACAAACACUGCGGCGGCGGCGGCUUCAGAAAGAGCAGGAAGGGCUGCAGCGUCUGCGAGUGUGAAGAUGCAGACACCGUCUCCUCCAGCUUCUGUCUGACGGCGAGCGGCCAGCGCUUCGAGGAUAGAGACGGAUGGCACGACGGCUGCCGGGACUGUUUCUGUCACGCCGGCCGAGAGAUGUGUGUGCUGAUCACCUGCUCCGUACCCACCUGCACCCACCCUGUGCUCCACCCAAACCAGUGCUGCCCCGGCUGUGAGGACGAGUCGGGCAGCGGGCAGCUGGACGGUCUGGAUCUGGUGGUGUGUCGUGCUCCCGGCGGAGAGCUGUUCGUGGAGGGAGAGACGUGGCGUCUGGACGAGUGCACCAGCUGUACGUGUCGACUGGGAAGAGUGUUGUGUGAUUCUGAAGCGUGUCCUCCGGUUCUGUGUCACACGCCUGUCAGGAGCAGAGACGGCUGCUGCUACGUCUGUCCAGAAGACAAACUGGAGCCGCUGCGUCCCGAGUUCUGCGUCUCCAGCUCUGGAGAAAUCCUGCAGGCCGGUGAUUCGUGGAAGCCGAACGCCUGCAGCAGCUGCGUCUGCCGUAAUGGGAGCGUCCAGUGCUUCUCGCAGCAGUGUCCGGCUGCCGACUGCAGGGUCCCUGUGCUGCGGAAGGGCCAGUGCUGCCCGCAAUGCAUGCUGGAGAUCACGAGCACAUCGGUGCCGGUAAUGCUGUCCACGGCCGUCACCGAGAGCCGGAUCACCGCCGCUCCGGAGGUCCUCGCCGUCACCGAUGGUGAAGGUCUCUCGCGGGACGUCCCGAGCCAGACGGAGAUGACGCUCAUCUACCAAUCAGCGGCCUGGAUUCUGGCGGGAAUCCUGCUGGCUGUGGUCAUCUUCCUCCUGGUGGCCAUCCUGGUGAACCGCAGGAAGAACUGGGUUCAGAUGUCCUGCUACGGCGCGCCCAAGAAGACGGUGAUCCUGCAGAAACACGUGAAUAAGAGUUCGCUCGUCUACAUGGAGCCGUCCAGAGAGAACCAGUUCCAGAGUCUGAAGAGCGACGGCUCCGUGAGCUUCCCGACAGACGCCAGCGGAGAGCAGCUCUCCAUCCCUCGCGCUAAACUCGCCAGCGGACACGUCGAGCGCUAGCGUCCGUCUCACUCUUCAGAGGCUCCUGGAGCUUCGGCCUCCAGCGCAAGAACAACCAAGUACUGUGAACCGCUCGACAUCUCCCGCUUUAUUAGUGUUUGUAUGCUGUUCAGAGCGUCCGACACUUUGACAGACGUGGAGCAGUUCGGCGUCGUUCCGUGAUGGAGAAUCUAACCAAAUCUUCUGACUGCUCACAGACAUUGGUGAGAUCCAUACGGACCACAAUAAAGAGAUCUGCAUCAUAUUCUGAGGCCUUGCGACACAGACGUGUUUCCGAACCGCUCCAGUCUGUUUUCCGUUUCUAUACGUUCAGGUGUUUUACUUGUAGAUUGUUGUUAGUCGCUUAUAAGCCUCGUGACGGACUAAACAUUCCCCACGUUCAGAACCAACUCGACUUGUUAUAUCUUUUUUUGAAUGUAAUAUAUAGAU
Sinocyclocheilus grahami is the source of this 3035-nucleotide messenger RNA. RefSeq names its product cysteine-rich motor neuron 1 protein-like. The record is from RefSeq and is a predicted model, not a curated record. The transcript has 15 exons. Gene Ontology annotation, cellular component: extracellular region; plasma membrane. The coding region runs from base 204 to 2606 and encodes 800 amino acids. Lineage: Eukaryota; Metazoa; Chordata; Actinopteri; Cypriniformes; Cyprinidae. Gene Ontology annotation, molecular function: serine-type endopeptidase inhibitor activity; protein binding.